AUGUCUAACCUCCCUUCCGAGCCCGAAUUCGAGCAGGCCUACAAGGAGCUGGCCAGCACCCUCGAGGACAGCAGCCUCUUCAAGGAACACCCCGAAUACCGCACCGCUCUGCAGGUCGCCGCCAUUCCCGAGCGAGUGAUCCAGUUCCGCGUCACUUGGGAGGACGACAAGGGCCAGCUCCGCGUCAACCGGGGAUACCGCGUGCAGUUCAACUCUGCUCUCGGCCCGUACAAGGGCGGUCUUCGAUUCCACCCUACCGUCAACUUGUCCAUUCUCAAGUUUCUCGGAUUUGAGCAAAUCUUCAAGAAUGCUCUGACUGGCCUGAGCAUGGGCGGUGGAAAAGGAGGCGCCGACUUCAAUCCCAAGGGCAAGUCUGACAACGAGAUCCGCCGUUUCUGCCAGGCCUUUAUGCGCGAGCUGUCUCGACACAUUGGCGCCGACACCGACGUUCCCGCCGGCGACAUUGGCGUCUCUGGCCGCGAGAUUGGAUAUCUGUUUGGAGCCUACCGCCAGGCGAGGAACAAGUUUGAGGGUGUCCUGACCGGAAAGGGGCUGAGCUGGGCUGGCAGUUUGAUUCGACCUGAGGCCACUGGGUACGGGUUAAUUUAUUAUACGGAGUCGAUGCUUCAGUACGCUGGCAAGGGCUCUCUCGCCGGCAAGCGUGUCGCCAUCUCGGGAUCGGGAAAUGUUGCUCAGUAUGCUGCCCUCAAGGCCAUUGAGCUGGGCGCCACCGUCGUCUCGCUGUCCGACUCCAACGGCGCGCUCAUCGCCCCUGAUGGCGAAUCCUUCCAGCCGGAGCACAUCAAUGACAUCGCGGGACUUAAGGCCGAGCGCCGGCCCCUGACCGACUUCCAGUACGGCGACAAGUUCAAGUACUACCACGGCGCCAGGCCUUGGAUCCACGUCGGCAAGGUGGACAUUGCGCUGCCCUCGGCGACGCAGAACGAGAUCAACAAGGCCGAGGCCGAAGCCCUCAUUGCCGGCGGAGUCCUUGUCGUCGCAGAAGGAUCCAACAUGGGCUGCACCCAGGAGGCCAUCGACCUGUUCGAGGCCCAGAGGAAGGAAAAGGGUCAGGUCUGGUACGCACCUGGAAAAGCUGCGAAUUGCGGCGGUGUCGCCGUGUCUGGUUUGGAGAUGGCGCAGAACAGCCAGCGCCUGACCUGGACCGAGAAGGAGGUGGACGACAAGCUCAAGGACAUUAUGAAGAACGCCUUCCAAGCCGGCCUCGAGACGGCCCAGAAGUACGUCCCUGCCAAGGAGGGCGAGCUGCCCAGCUUGGUUGCCGGCAGCAACAUUGCUGGCUUCAUCAAGGUCGCUGAGGCAAUGCACGACCAGGGUGACUGGUGGGCUUGA
Messenger RNA from Trichoderma aggressivum f. europaeum, 1353 nucleotides. RefSeq lists its product as uncharacterized. The transcript has 5 exons. Lineage: Eukaryota; Fungi; Ascomycota; Sordariomycetes; Hypocreales; Hypocreaceae. The record is from RefSeq and is a predicted model, not a curated record. The coding region runs from base 1 to 1353 and encodes 450 amino acids. Gene Ontology annotation, cellular component: cytosol. Gene Ontology annotation, molecular function: L-glutamate dehydrogenase (NADP+) activity.